UUCCAGUGCCGCAGGCAGUUGAAAAAAGGGUAGCGGCGGGGAUCGCGGACCCGCCCAGGGUUUGGCGGCCCGGAACCUCCUGCAGGGCCUUCCCGCGCGGAGCCGUACAGUACUUUCUUCAUGAUAAACACCCCACGUUAACACCACCCCAGGCUGGCCACUUCCGAAGCCCCGGAUGCCAUGGAGGAGUGGGACGUGCCCCAGAUGAAGAAAGAGGUCGAGAGCCUCAAGUACCAGCUGGCCUUCAAGAGGGAGAUGUCAUCCAAGACUAUCCCUGAGCUCCUCAAGUGGAUCGAGGACGGGAUCCCCAAGGACCCCUUCCUGAACCCCGACCUGAUGAAGAACAACCCGUGGGUGGAGAAGGGCAAGUGUGCCAUCCUGUGA
Messenger RNA from Balaenoptera ricei (Rice's whale), 384 nucleotides. It is a transcript of the gene GNG13, whose product is annotated as G protein subunit gamma 13. Bases 181 to 384 code for a protein of 67 amino acids. Gene Ontology annotation, molecular function: G-protein beta-subunit binding. The record is from RefSeq and is a predicted model, not a curated record. Lineage: Eukaryota; Metazoa; Chordata; Mammalia; Artiodactyla; Balaenopteridae. Gene Ontology annotation, cellular component: heterotrimeric G-protein complex. Gene Ontology annotation, biological process: phospholipase C-activating G protein-coupled receptor signaling pathway; sensory perception of taste. The transcript is spliced from 3 exons.